This is a messenger RNA of Amorphotheca resinae ATCC 22711, 1682 nucleotides long. RefSeq lists its product as hypothetical. NCBI's taxonomy places the organism in Eukaryota, Fungi, Ascomycota, Leotiomycetes, Helotiales, Amorphothecaceae. The record is from RefSeq and is a predicted model, not a curated record. The transcript has a single exon. Bases 158 to 1459 code for a protein of 433 amino acids.
CGCACCACGUUGCACUAUGGAUAUUAUGACUCCUGAGCUCCUGGAGGUAAGAAGAUACAUAUAGGUUCGGAUUUCAGUCUUCCCCACAACCGUCCCGGUUGUUCAACAUAUUCAAUCGCUUCCUUUUCUCAUUACCUGAAAAGACACAAAGAAGAAUAUGUACCCUGACAAGCUGGCGCUUUCCCCCAUCCGAGGACCCUUUGGUUUUCGGGCUGAUGCACGUGACGGGCAGCAGCAGUAUGGAAGACUUGGUUCACCACGGGGGCAAGCCUUGAGGGGAGACGGUGGUUACAUUGGUCUAGGGGGACUAGGGCUUCGAGAUAGUGGAUAUCCAGCUGGCGUUGCGGCUCAACGAGAAUUGGGUUUACGAGAGGCGCCCCUGCGAGGUCGACGAGGGCAGAAUCCCGAUCGAUACGGUGGCGCGGAGUCCCGAGCGAACUUAAUCCGCGAUCUUGAGGCUUAUCUUAGCGGCUCACGAGGACUUGGCUCGGGGGGGUUGGGUGGACUGGGUCAGUCAGGAGGUUUGGGAGGCUUGGGAGGCUUGGGGAAUCUGGGGAACUUGGGAAAUAUAGGGAACCUAGGAAACGGGCGAAACCUGCCAAACCUAGUCAACCUUGGACUGAGAAACCUAGGUAACUUGGGACACCUGGGGAACCUGGGACACCUGGGAAACCCAAGAAACGUGGGAAAUCUGGGAAACACGGGAGGCUUGGGAGCUUUGGCAAGGUUGGCAGAUUUGAGAGACUUUCGAGACCUAACACCCGAAGACCUGUACACCUUGGGUCAGCUUUACGACAAAUCCCGCGGUGGCUGUCCUCGAUGUGACUCUGAUCAUGGGCAUAACAGCGAUCGCGAUCAUGGUUGUGCAUGCAGGAAGCAUUCAUGCGGAUGCGACAACUCGGAGCCGCAAGCCAAGAAAGAGUACUCCUUCAAGACGAAGAAUGUCACGGUCCGGGGCAAGUCCUACACGGUUCGAAAGAGCUACCUGGCAGACUCGAGCAAAUUCGAGGGGGAGCUCGUCAAGUUCGUGGAUAAGAAGUCCGAGGAAGAGGUCCCAGACCACGUCGUUCAACUGCUGAUCGAUUUCAUCAACGAAGAGACCUGCGACGUCAACACGCUCCUUGAUCUCGUCGGCGUGAACAUACUGGCAUCGAACCUCAAUGCCAAAUCCGCCGUGGAAUACUCCCUGCAAGCGCUGAAGAAAUACGAUGAUGACUAUCCCCUGAGGAGCGAGGAGCUCACCAAGAUCUGUGGCGCGAUAACGAUGUCUGGCAAAGUGAACGAGGGAUUGGAGGCUUGGCUCAAGAAGUUGCUCCAGGAUCAAGAUAAUUUCCGUGCUUUGAGCCGGUCUCAUUCUUUCCAGACGCUGAUUGCUACCCAUCCGGAGGUAGCGACCAGGCUUGAAAUAAUCUUGGGUUGGAGAGAAGGAGGGAAUGGCUUGGGGAUUAUGAAGAUGUGAUAUCUGGUUAUUUAUCGAUGGAUGUCAUAGUUGAGUGGGUUGAUGAUUGCUUCUCUAUAGGUAGGAUCUCUGUUCUAUCUUUUGAAAUUGUCAUCGAAUCCGCUAGUUACCUUGGGUAGGAGUAGGUCGAAGCUUCACUCAUAUGUUGUUUACUGACACUUUCGGAUCCAAAUAUUCGGCAAUGACAGACUCAUGAUGCAUGCUGAUGACCCAAGAAACCAUU